GUUAGUGACGACACUUCCCCCUCCCUCCUCGGAUUCAUCCUGAAGUUUUUUCUCCCCCUCUUCCCUUCAGGGCGCUGGGAAGUCAACUUUUCUCUGUCUUUUUUUCCAGUUUAAACCAAAAACAGCAGCAUGUCGCCGCCGUCUCGCCGGCUUCAGACGAAGCCAGUGAUCACCUGCCUGAAGACUUUCCUCAUCUCCUACAGCCUCAUAUUCUGGUUCACAGGCGUGAUCUUGCUGGCCGUCGGCGUGUGGGGGAAGGUGAGCCUGGAGGCCUAUUUCUCUCUGUCCUCAGAGGAGAAUACCAAUGCGCCAUAUGUCCUCAUCGGGACCGGAGCCACCAUCGUUAUUUUCGGACUGUUCGGUUGCUUCGCUACAUGCCGCGGCAGCCCGUGGAUGCUCAAACUGUACGCCAUGUUUCUGACCUUGGUGUUCCUGGCUGAGCUUGUGGCCGGUAUCUCAGGCUUUAUCUUCAGACAUGAGAUCAAGGCCAAGCUCGGCGACGCCUAUAAAAAGGCCGUGAUGUCUUACAAUAGCACAGACAGCAGCAGCAUUGCAGUUGAUGCCAUCCAGAGGACUUUGCAUUGUUGCGGGGUGAACAACUAUACUGACUGGAAUGACACGCAGUAUUUUAAAGACAAAGGCAUCCCCGCCAGCUGCUGUGAAGACAACACCAAAUGCUCACCGGAGACCCUGAAAGACCUUGACAAAGCCAAGAAAGAGGUGUACAAAGUGGGCUGCUUCAAACAGGUGACCCAUGUGAUGGAGUCCAACCUGGGGAUCAUCGCAGGGAUCUCUUUUGGGAUCGCAUUCUUCCAGCUCAUUGGCAUAUUCCUGUCCUGCUGCUUAUCUCGAUACAUCACCAACAACCAGUAUGAGAUGGUCUAACAGCGACCUUCCACAGGUCACUGACGUGCAGCUCCUGAUGCAAACUGAAUUGAAAGAAUCUCCUGUGAUUUUAAUAUUGUGCGCAUGUUAGUUAUUAUUUUAGACAGGGAAAAACACUCACUGCUUCUUCUUUUAUUCACCAAUGACAAAUACGCAGAAAGGAUAAAAUGUUAAGGGAAAUCCAAAAAAGGGACAUAACCUGCAGUGUAGUUUGACCAAAAAACAAAAGGGACCUAAACACUUCAUCAUUUGUUACUCCUGGGAUUUAAUUAGGGAUUUAUAUAAAGUGUAGAUGUUACUUUCAUUUGAGUUAAUUAACUCUAACAAUUGUCAACAUUUCCAUUUAUUGUGUCUUUUGUAUAAUACAGCUGCCUUAUUUUGUAAUUUUGCUAAAAGUUAGUCUGUAGCUGAGCAGAUAAAAUCUAGACAAUAAGCUGUUAAAUGUUAAACAACACAAAGUGAAUUUCUGUGUGUGUGAAACCAACAUAAGCCUUACAGGCGGACUAAAAGAGGUCACCACCUGAAAUCUAGUGUGUGUGAUUCACAGCGAGGACUUUAAAAUGAGCCUUACUGAUUACGGAGGCCAGUAUUGUGAGUCACCCCAACCAACUUCUUAUCACAGUCUUCAGUGUUAAAUUGUUAUUCUUUUGUGGAUGCAUGUGAAAUACUUGAAAAAAAAAUAAAUAAAGAUGAAAUUUAGUAUCUUUAA
Plectropomus leopardus (leopard coralgrouper) is the source of this 1594-nucleotide messenger RNA. RefSeq names its product tetraspanin 6 (gene tspan6). Lineage: Eukaryota; Metazoa; Chordata; Actinopteri; Perciformes; Serranidae. The record is from RefSeq and is a predicted model, not a curated record. Gene Ontology annotation, cellular component: plasma membrane.